CUCUGGUCACGCUUUCGCUUCGAUCGCUCGCAUCCGAGGAAAAUAAUUAAAGAGCUCAUAAAUUUGUAACAUCAUAUAACAUUUAUGCCACCUGAAUCGUAUCUCUGAGACGAGUCAUUGGUCUAACACUUCUCAAUCACCGUCGGUCUCUGUCGUCUCCCUCAGAUCUGAUUCUUCGCCGGAUUCCGACAUGCCGUCUUCCUCCACCGUCCAAUCUCUUUUCUCCGUCGUCGCUUGCGUCUUCCUUCUUCUCUCUCCGGCUUUGGCCUCUGAGUCAGAUCACAAGUAUCAAGCUGAUGAGCAGGUUACUCUGUGGGUGAACAAAGUUGGCCCUUAUAAUAAUCCACAAGAAACAUAUAACUAUUACAGCCUCCCGUUUUGCCGCAAAACUGAGAACAGCGUUCACAAAUGGGGUGGUCUUGGUGAGGUUCUUGGGGGAAAUGAGCUCAUCGACAGCCAGAUAGACAUAAAAUUCUUGAAAAAUGUUGACAGAAGCGUGAUCUGUCAAUUGGAACUUGAUGAACCUAAGGUCAAGCAUUUCAAAGAUGCCAUCGAGAAUAGUUACUGGUUUGAAUUAUUUAUGGAUGAUCUGCCUUUGUGGGGGUUUGUGGGCGAACUGCCACCUGGUAAAAAUAGUGAAAACGGCAAGCAUGUUCUUUACACUCAUAAGAAUAUUAUUAUCAAAUACAACAAAGACCAGAUUAUUCAUGUAAAUCUUACACAAGACAACCCAAGGCCGUUAGAAGCAGGGAGAACGGUGGACUUGACGUAUUCUGUGAAUUGGAUUCCAACCAAUGUCACAUUUGCUCGUCGUUUUGAUGUUUAUCUAGACUAUCCAUUCUUCGAGCACCAGAUCCAUUGGUUCUCCAUCUUUAACUCGUUCAUGAUGGUUAUCUUCCUUACUGGUUUGGUCUCAAUGAUAUUAAUGAGGACUCUCAGAAACGAUUAUGCGAAAUAUGCUCGGGAAGACGACGACCUGGAGAGCCUGGAACGGGAUGUAAGUGAAGAAUCUGGAUGGAAACUCGUACACGGAGAUGUGUUCCGACCACCACGUAGUCUGGUUCUUCUCUCGGCUGUUGUUGGUACAGGUGCACAGUUGGCUUUACUUGUUCUUCUUGUCAUAUUAAUGGCAAUCAUCGGUACACUUUAUGUUGGGAGAGGCGCAAUUGUUACAACUUUCAUUGUUUGCUACGCUCUGACGUCAUUUAUCUCUGGUUAUGUGAGUGGUGGAAUGUACUCAAGAAGUGGGGGUAAACAUUGGAUCAAGUGCAUGAUCCUCACAGCUUCUCUCUUCCCAUUCUUGUGCUUCGGGAUCGGAUUCCUCCUAAACACAAUCGCCAUAUUCUACGGAUCUCUUGCGGCUAUUCCCUUCGGAACAAUGGUGGUGGUUUUCGUAAUCUGGGGUUUCAUUUCGUUCCCUCUCGCUCUCCUCGGGACAGUCGUCGGUAGAAACUGGAGUGGUGCUCCAAACAAUCCAUGCCGUGUGAAGACAAUCCCACGUCCAAUCCCUGAGAAAAAGUGGUACUUGACUCCAUCUGUAGUCUCUCUUAUGGGAGGUCUCUUACCCUUUGGCAGCAUCUUCAUUGAAAUGUACUUCGUUUUCACAUCGUUCUGGAAUUACAAGGUAUACUAUGUAUACGGGUUCAUGCUUCUUGUAUUUUUGAUACUUGUUGUGGUGACCGUUUGUGUGACGAUCGUGGGGACGUAUUUCUUGUUGAAUGCGGAGAACUAUCACUGGCAAUGGACAUCGUUCUUCUCUGCUGCUUCGACCGCUGUUUAUGUCUACUUAUACUCGAUCUAUUACUACUACGUAAAGACCAAGAUGUUUGGGUUUUUCCAGACCAGCUUCUACUUUGGAUACACCUUGAUGUUCUGUCUCGGCCUCGGAAUCCUUUGUGGAGCUGUUGGGUUCUUAGGAUCAAAUCUGUUUGUUAGAAGGAUCUACAGAAACAUCAAGUGCGACUAGAGAGAAAAUUACCAAACCAAAAAAAAAAAGCGGUAAAGUUGGAUCGUAGAGGCAGUUAAGUCUGUUAGAGAGAAAGCCUCUUACGGGUUUAGAUUUAUAAACAAGGGAAAGUGGGGAAUCAUUGUGGAGGAGAAGGUUGUAUGGGUGAUUCAAAAUCCAACUUAUAUCAUAUUCUUCUUGAUAUCUUUUUUUUUUUUUUUGCUUGGGGGAGUUCUUUUUGUUUUCAUUCUUCUUCUUCUUUUUUUUUUUGUUUAAUCUCCCCCCUUUUGGUAAAGUGGAAUCUGCUCUAUUUAAUUUAGGAUUCAGAGAUAUUGUUGGUUCAGAAACUUAAUUUCUAAUUUGGUCUUUUUUCCAUUA
Eutrema salsugineum is the source of this 2323-nucleotide messenger RNA. RefSeq names its product transmembrane 9 superfamily member 1. The coding region runs from base 191 to 1966 and encodes 591 amino acids. The record is from RefSeq and is a predicted model, not a curated record. NCBI's taxonomy places the organism in Eukaryota, Viridiplantae, Streptophyta, Magnoliopsida, Brassicales, Brassicaceae. Gene Ontology annotation, cellular component: membrane; trans-Golgi network; endosome. The transcript has 12 exons. Gene Ontology annotation, biological process: protein localization to membrane.